Gasterosteus aculeatus aculeatus (three-spined stickleback) is the source of this 4785-nucleotide messenger RNA. RefSeq names its product FYVE, RhoGEF and PH domain-containing protein 6. Gene Ontology annotation, molecular function: metal ion binding; guanyl-nucleotide exchange factor activity. Gene Ontology annotation, cellular component: cytoplasm. The record is from RefSeq and is a predicted model, not a curated record. Lineage: Eukaryota; Metazoa; Chordata; Actinopteri; Perciformes; Gasterosteidae.
UUGUGUAGAAAUGUUACUCGGGUGGGAGGAGUUGUGUAAGUGUGAACAACAGUCUUCCAAAGUCCCCGCGGCACUCUCGCUUAAGUUCACGGCCAAGAACCAUCGUGUGGAGGAUCGAUCUGGCAGCCCGCGGCCCCCGGGGCCCCCUAGCGGAUUGUUUAAACACUACAAAGAGGAAUUUCUUUCUUUUUUUUUGGUCAGCUGUCGCCGCGGGCAACACCGGCUCGCUGCGUGGAGGACGGACUCGAGACGUGAGUCGCUCCAACGGAAGCGGUGUUUGUGAUUGUGUUUCUUUUUUUCUUUUUGGACAAAUGACUCGUUUUUGCCAUCGACGGCUUGAGAUGGAUCCGGAAACCAACGACGAGUUACUGAUUGACGAGCAUUGAGAAAAGGAAAAGGAAAAACAGAAGCGAAGUCGGGGGAGCGAUGAUGAGCUCAGGUAUGCAAAAGCCACCUUUGGCCCCAAAACCCAAGCUGGCCCUGCCUCAGAGGACAAGGCCGUCUCCCUCAACUCCGAGGAGAGCCGCCCUCACGCUUGCGUCUCCUGCCACACAGAAGAGGGUAAAACCAGUAGUGGCCCCCAAGCCAUGCCUGUCCAAACUCACCACUGCUGUGGAUCCCAAACCACUUCCUUCAAAGAUCCCGCUCCAAUCGUCUGGAACAGAACCCCCACGCAUCCACGGUCUUCUCAACUCCCAGAAUAGAAUACAGCAAGAGAACAAAAAACCGGACUGGGAUUAUAUUAUUCCCAUUUGUCUGUGUAGCCAGGAACACUGCAUGUGCAUCAGGCAGACAUCAGUAAACCGAAUACUUAUCUCCACGUCGCGAGGAACAGUCGACACCAGCGAAGAGAAAACCAACAAUGCUAAAUGCAAAGGGAUGAACGGCACCGCUAACACUCCUCUCACAAAUCAUAAACCUCUCAACAAAUCGCUUGCUCUGGAUCAACUUCUCAACGGCGACGGCGACACCUGCAGUACUGAGAGGACUGUUCAGCCGGCAGUCCCCCACCGAGCGCGGAACAAUGAGACAAAUGGUCACGUGAUUCCUCACAGAGCGCCCGGGCGUGGACCGAGGGAAGAUGGCUCGGAGCAGAAGUCUUCUGCCCCCCCGACCAGACCGGUCCCAGUGGCCUCUAGGAAGCCCGUCCCUGUACCGCGGAAAAGCCCGGCGGUGGUGGUUCGGGCCCGUCAGGAAAAGGUGCAGGAGAAGAGCGGAGAGAUUGUAAGGCAGGAAGGGAGGGAAAUGAACGUCAAAGAGGUGAAGGUGUCAUCGGAGGGGAAAGGCAGCUCAUCGCAGUCCGUCAGUGGAAGUGUAGGAAAGAAGCUGUCUGUGAGAAAAGCCUCCGCCCCGCCAGCCCCUCCGCCCAGGAAGAAACCUUUACUGUCUGCACCUGACAAAGCAACGGCCUCUGCCCCGCAAACUCUCCCGAAGGACGUGGAGGAGGAAGACCUGGGUUGGGACACCAGCGUCAAGGAGAUGGAGGUGUCUGUGGACAAGUACGACGAGGAGGUGCAGAAAGAACAAAUGGUCGAUGAGGAUUUAGUCUUUGGUGACUUCACACAAAAUCCUCCUUCUAGUAGUUCGCUCGACCAGCCGGAGCUCAGCCAGCCACCUGCCGUCGCUGCGGAGGACUCUGGGGUCAAGGUGGCUCCCAAGAAGCCUCAGAGGAACGGCGGCCCGACGGCGCCGAUGGAGAGGAAGGAGUCUUCUGAGGAGGAAGCAGAGCGUGAACCAGAAGAUGACAAAAGAAGUCGAGGCUUUCCUACACAGGACCUUGUUUUCCAGGACAGGGUAACCAGGGAGCUGCCUUUGCCUCCGGGGGAGAAAACAAGCAGAAAAAUCGUAACACCUGGAGUCUUGAAUCCUUCUCGUUCCAGCCUGGGCAAACAGAAAGCCUUUUCCUUCUCCGGCGCCGACCGCCUUCGUUCUGACAGACCAAAGAAAAACUCUUUCCGCAAACUGCUGGACUUGACGAUCUCUGCGAAGAUGCUUCCUAAGCUGAAAGCGAAAGGAGGCAAGAGCUCAGACUGCACUGCAGAUGACAAGAAACAAAAAGUGGACAGGGACCAAGACCGGUGUCAAAACCCGGCAGAAGAUCCCGAGGCUCAGCCUAAAUUAUCCCGCGCUCUGAUUGGAGUAGAGCAAAACGUGGACGGAGAAGAGUACUAUGAGGACAUCCCGCACUAUGAAGAUAUACCAGACUACGUGAAUGUGCAUGUGGCCGGGACAGUUGCAUCUUCUCGGCCACCAGCCUGGGAGUAUGAUGAUGAGAACAUUUAUGAGGAGCAUGAGCCAUACAUGUCCUUUGAGAAGAACACAGGACUCCAACAGCGUGAGACGCCAGCAGACGAUGACAGAAGCUCUGUCGAUGAGGAGGUGACUCCCCUGGAUGAAGACAACUUGGUCAACACCUCAGAGGAGGACGACGACAGCAGCUCCACCUCGAGUCAAGGAGACCCCGAGCAGCCAGGAGAGAGUCCGACGCAGAUUACGCCGAAGAAGAGCAAGAUUCAUCACAUCGCCACAGAAAUUAUGAGCUCUGAGAGUGUGUUUGUCGACGUCCUGAAGCUGCUUCAUGUUGACUUCCGUGACACCGUAUCCGCAGCAUCUCGUCAGAGUGGCAAACCUGUGAUCGAGGAGCGUCUUCUCAACCAGAUUCUGUACAACCUCCCGCAGCUCUACGAACUCAACUACGACCUCCUCCGAGAGCUGAAGCAGAGAGUAGCCAAAUGGGAUGAAAAUGCACAGCUAGCUGACAUUUUCCUGAAGAAAGGUCCCUAUCUGAAGAUGUACUCCACAUACAUCCGCGAGUUUGACAAGAAUGUGGCUCUACUGGACGAGCAGAGCAAGAAGAACCCGGCAUUCGGCGCAGUGGUUCGGGAAUUUGAGGCUAGUCCACGCUGUGCCAACUUGGCUCUAAAGCAUUACCUACUGAAGCCGGUUCAGAGGAUUCCUCAGUACCGGCUGCUGCUCACAGAUUAUCUAAAAAAUCUGUCCGAAGACUCAGUUGAUUACAAGGAUACAGAAGCCGCUCUUGAAAUCGUGAAAGCGGUGGCCAACCAUGCCAACGACACCAUGAAACAGGGGCAUAACUUCCAGAAGCUGAUCCAGGUGCAGUGCAGCCUGAGCGGCCACCACGAGAUAGUCCAACCUGGACGGAUCUUCCUGAAAGAGGGCAGUCUGAAGAAGCUGUCAAGGAAGGUCAUGCAGCCCCGAAUGUUCUUCCUGUUUAACGACACAUUGCUGUACACCACUCCUGUCCAGUCAAGCCAGUACAAGCUCAAGAGCAUGUUGUCUCUGGCAGGGAUGAAGGUUAGCAAACCCAGCCAAGAGGCCUACCAGAAUGAGCUGAACAUUGAGAGCGUUGAGCGCUCCUUCAUCCUCUCGGCGAGUUCGGCCUCAGAGCGAGAUGAAUGGCUUGAGGCCAUCUCCACGGCGAUCACUGACUACACCAAGAAAAAGAUCAGCUUUAUAUCUGGCAAACCUUCAGAGGAGGUAGAGCUGGAGGAUUUGGAUGAUGGUACUCCUUUGGGAUCCAAAGCCCCUAUAUGGAUCCCUGACCUGCGGGCCACCAUGUGUAUGAUCUGCACCUGUGAGUUCACCCUAACAUGGAGGAGACAUCACUGUCGGGCAUGUGGAAAGGUGGUGUGCCAGUCAUGUUCUGCCAACAAAUGCUGUCUUGAAUACCUGAAGAACCAGUUGGGGCGAGUGUGUGACCAGUGUUUCCCUAUUCUUCAGCUGCAGAAAAGUGUGCAAGCCGAAUCCGCAGCUCUAUCCCCUGGAAACAGAGCUACAUUUGCUUUCCCCAGGAAGCCGAAGAAGAUACCGGCCGCCCUCAAAGAGGUGACGGCCAGCACAGAUAACUCCUCUAUGAGUGGGUAUCUGCAGAGGUCAAAGAGCAGUAAGAAGCAGGGGAAGAGGCUGUGGUUCGUUAUCAAAGACAAGGUCCUGUAUACAUACGCUGCAAGUGAGGACGUUGCCGCCUUAGAGAGUCAGCCCCUAUUAGGGUUCGAGUUGAAAGUUGAUUCAUCGCAUAAGUUGGAGUUCAAACUUUACCACAAAAACACACUUCACUACAUUUUUAAAGCUGACGACAUCCAAACGGAACAGAGAUGGAUCGACUCAUUCAAAGAGGCCACAGUGCUUUAACAUUGGUUGACGAUUUGUGUAGUUGUUCAACAUACUCUUUUGCCUCAUUGCUCUCCGAGUUCUGAAAAAACCCAUCUGGAGACGCCAUAAUAGUUGCACUGGAAUAUCUUCCACAUAUUGUUUUUUCUUGCCUGUAUCAGUAGUUUAAAGGGUAGAAAUCUAUGCAAUUUAGGAGUCAAAUGCCUAAUUUUAGAUGUUUUUGGUUCAAUUUUACUUGCAUCUCUACAAUACUACUCAAGUCAAUUGCUUUGUAAUACAUUACAUUACAUUUUGCUUGAGAUUGAGUAAAUUUUAGGUCAAAGCAAAUCACAUUUUAAGGCUUCUUGUUUUCAAAGGAUUACUUUAUUUCAAAUCGUUGUGUGUCCUGUUAUAGAAUAUGCAAUGUGCACUUGUCACGUUUUUGUGAGAAACCUUCACCAUACAUUGUUAAAGUUUUCUUUAACUCUGAGUCUAAUUUUUCACUGUUUGAACAUUAAAUGCACGAUGAUGACAAAUGCACUUAAGUAACUUAACCGGCUGUAUAUAUAUUAUGUCCCUACAAACGUAUCUGCUGUAAAUAAUGUGAUCAUAUUUCCAUGAAUCAGGUUUUUAUUAUUUAAAUUCGUUACUGUAAUAAAUUCUUGUUUUACUGUU